This is a messenger RNA of Micropterus dolomieu (smallmouth bass), 914 nucleotides long. Its product is annotated as sodium- and chloride-dependent taurine transporter-like. The transcript has 7 exons. The record is from RefSeq and is a predicted model, not a curated record. NCBI's taxonomy places the organism in Eukaryota, Metazoa, Chordata, Actinopteri, Centrarchiformes, Centrarchidae. Gene Ontology annotation, cellular component: membrane. The coding region runs from base 15 to 794 and encodes 259 amino acids. Gene Ontology annotation, biological process: sodium ion transmembrane transport.
CAGUACUUGGAUUCAUGGCUCAGAAACAGGGUGUUACAGUGGACAAUGUGGUUGAGUCAGGUCCAGGUUUGGCCUUCAUUGCUUACCCUCAGGCAACAGCUAUGAUGCCUUUGCCACAGUUUUGGAGUGUCUGCUUCUUCCUGAUGCUCAUUCUGCUGACAGUUGAUACAAAUUUUGUUAUUGUGGAGAGUGUUAUCACCACAGUGAGCGACAUGUUUCCGAAGUUGUUUCGUGCACCAGUGAGGCAUGAGAUCUUUGUCCUCAUCAUCUGUAUAUCCAGCUUCCUCAUACAGCUUACCUUGGUUACGGAGGGAGGAAUGUAUGUAUUUCAACUUAUAGAUUUCUAUGGCUCUACCAGAGUGUGUCAGAAUUGUAUGGCUAUUUGUCAAUGCCUGGCAGUGGGCUGGAUUUUUGGUGCUGACCGCUUUUCUAACAUCAUUGAGGAUAUGACAGGACAGAAACCUUCUGUUUUCUUCAAACUGUGCUGGAAAUACAUUAUUCCUCUGUGGUCACUGAUUUCCAUUAUCCUGUACCUGGUUGAUUACAAACACCUGUUGAUUAAUGACUUCUACAUUUACCCUGACUGGGCAUACGCACUAGGAUGGACCAUGACCCUUUCCUCUGUUCUCAUGGUGCCACUGUGGGCAGCUGGACAGAUGUGUUUGACAGCAGGAACCUUCAGACAGCGUUUGUCUGUCCUUUGUCGUCCUGCUGAAGCUCCAGCCUGGCGGAGGAGAAAAAUGGGAGAGAAGGGAACAACUGUUGAACUGACAACAUUCGCUGUGAGAUCUUAGUGUGGCCUCCAAAGUCAAGUUAACUAGACAUUUCAGCUAUCACACUGUAUAUAAGCUUAUUGCAAUCAGUGUAACUAAGAUAUUUGAACGGCAAAGCUCAAAAUUGUGCUAAAACAGCCC